Messenger RNA from Anopheles nili, 1344 nucleotides. Its product is annotated as proton-coupled amino acid transporter-like protein CG1139. Gene Ontology annotation, molecular function: amino acid transmembrane transporter activity. Gene Ontology annotation, biological process: amino acid transmembrane transport. The transcript has 6 exons. The record is from RefSeq and is a predicted model, not a curated record. NCBI's taxonomy places the organism in Eukaryota, Metazoa, Arthropoda, Insecta, Diptera, Culicidae. The coding region runs from base 1 to 1344 and encodes 447 amino acids. Gene Ontology annotation, cellular component: vacuolar membrane.
AUGUUGAAGCCGAUCGACACAACUUCAAAGGACACCUUAGCCGGCUUCAGUCCUGCAGAGGAAGGAAGAAGUAUCGACGAUGACUACGAUCCGUACAAACAUCGAACAAUCAACAAACCAAACUCCACUUUUGGCACGUUUGUACACGUCAUGAAAGGAGCGAUGGGUGUAGGAAUUUUGUCGAUGCCAUAUGCCAUUCGGAAUGGAGGACUCAUUAUUGGCAUCAUUGGAACGUUUCUUUUGGGAAUGCUUUAUUCACAUUGUGUUCACAUGCUGGUUGACACUGCAUAUAAAAUAUGCAAAAGAGAGCGUGUACCAAUGCUGAGCUUUGCCGAAACCAUCGAUCGAGCAUGCGCUCUAGGACCACCAAAAGUGAGACCUUUUGGAACAAUACUGAAAAAUUUCGUCGACUUCUUCCUCAUGAUACCGAAAGCAUGCAUGAUUUACAUGGUGUUCAUUGGCUCUACGCUACAUGAUGUUAUCAACAAUCGCACCGAUCUUGAUUGGAACGUUCGAAUCUAUAUUCUAUUGGCUGCGGUGCCGGCGAUUGUAGUGACUCAGGUGCGAGAAAUCAAGUAUCUCGUUCCCUUUUCCGCAAUGGCUACGGCGUUGAUAUUCGCCAAUGUGGUCAUAUCUUUGUACUACAUCUUCAAAGAGCCGUUGUCAUUCGACGAUCGCGAUCUACUACCUACGUUCGAUUCACUCACAAAGUUUCUGGGCGCUGCUUACUUCGCAUUCGAUGCUACAUCACUAAUAUUCCCAGUAUCCAACCAAAUGAAGCACCCGGAGCACUACCUCGGAUGUCCUGGAAUAGUGAACGUCAACAACAUUUGCCUAGCGAUUCUCUACAGUUUUGUAGGAGUAGUAGGGUAUCUUCGCUAUGGGGAUAAAAUUCGAGGAUCAAUAACGCUCAACUUUCCGCAAGAGGAAGACCUGGCAAUGGUCAUACAAAUUCUGUCUGCAGUAGCGAUCCUGUUUUCCAUAGGAAUCUUUUUCUACGUUCCCAUCGAGACCGUCUGGAGGAGAGCUCACAGUCGUGUGCCAGAGAAAUGGCACUUUAUCGUCCAGUCAUUGAUAAGACUGGCGUACCUUGUAGCAAUCGUUGGCAUUGCUUGUGCUGUGCCCGAUAUCGGCACAUUUGUUGGAUUAAUUGGAGCCAUUUUCAACCCGAUCUUAGCUCUCUGGAUGCCCAUUAUUGUCGACACCAUCUACCGGUGGCCGUCUCAUUUUGGGUGGAUGAAAUGGCAUUUGGUAAAAAAUAUACUGAUGGGCUUAUUUGGAUUAUAUCUGCUUGUUACAGGCACUAUUUCCAGUGUUGAAGAUAUUAUCGACUUGUACGAUUGA